Molecule: messenger RNA, 4021 nt
Organism: Apus apus (common swift)
Lineage: Eukaryota; Metazoa; Chordata; Aves; Apodiformes; Apodidae
Gene: ADAMTSL2
Product: ADAMTS like 2
Biological process (GO): extracellular matrix organization
Cellular component (GO): extracellular matrix
Source: RefSeq, a predicted model, not a curated record
AUGCGCCCGGUUCCCCCCGCCUGUGCCCCCCCGGCCUCGCCGCAGGAAACCGGCUGGCUGCCGCUGGCCGGCGCCGGGGGAGGCGAGGGGUUAACCGGGGUGGGGGCAUCCCGGGCCGAGAGGUGUGAAUUCCGCCCGCUACACCCCCCACCCAUCCCUCCACACCCCCCACCUCUCCCCCCGCGCCGCUAUAAGAGCGGCCGGCGCGGGCUGGGGGGAGUCACAGCGGCGGCUCCUCCUCGCUGCAAGUCCCGGCGCUUUUGGCUGCCCUUUGAAGUCGGAGAGGGAGAAGGAGGGAGGGAGCGUCUGGGGCUGCUGCCGCUGCCUGCUCCUGCUCCGCGCCGCUACCGCCCGGCCCCGGAGCAUCCCCCGCCCGACCCCGCCGCCUCCAGGAUGAGGAUACCUGAGUGGAGGUGGAGCAGCAUCUCCAUCAGUGCACGAGCCCAGCUGAAAGGCACCCUGGCCCUUCUCCUCGUGGGCAACGUUGCCUUUGUGAUAGCUCAAGACCUGGUGCAGACCUCCAACAGCCUGGAGGAAGGGGCAGAUGUCACUGCCUACUGGUGGGGCGAGUGGACCAAGUGGACAGCGUGCACCAGGACCUGCGGGGGAGGCAUCAAGUCCCAGGAGAGACACUGCUUGAGGCAGAGAAGAAAGUCAGUGAGUGGGCUGGCUAAUAAAACUUGCACUGGAACAUCCAAAAGAUACCAGCUCUGCAAAGUACAAGAGUGCCCUGCAAACGGAAGGAGCUUUCGAGAGGAGCAGUGUUCAUCAUUUAACUCCCAUGUGUAUAAUGGCAGAACGUAUCAAUGGAAACCUUUAUAUCCUGAUGACUAUGUUCACAUUUCUAGCAAGCCCUGUGACCUCCAUUGCACCACUGUGGAUGGUCAGAGACAGUUAAUGGUUCAGGCUCGGGAUGGAACAUCCUGCAAAUACACUGAUUUCCGAGGGGUUUGCGUGUCUGGAAAAUGUGAGCCGAUUGGGUGCGAUGGCAUUCUCUUUUCCACCCACACCUUGGAUAAAUGUGGAGUUUGCCAAGGAGAUGGGAGCAGCUGCACUCAUGUAACCGGCAGUUACCGGAAAGGAAAUUCUCAUCUUGGCUAUUCCCUGGUAACACACAUUCCUGCUGGAGCAAGGGAUAUCCAGAUAGUAGAACGGAAAAAAUCUGCAGAUGUUCUGGCUGUGGCUGAUGAAGCUGGGUACUAUUUCUUCAAUGGGAACUACAAAGUUGACAGUCCAAAGAACUUCAACAUUGCAGGCACGGUGUUCAAGUACCGCAGGCCCAUGGAUGUCUACGAGACUGGCAUAGAGUACAUUGUUGCACAAGGACCCACAAACCAAGGGCUGAAUAUAAUGGUCUGGAAUCAAAAUGGCAAGAAUCCAUCCAUCACAUUUGAAUACACCCUCCUGAGGAAGCCACACUCAAAAAAUCUGCAGCCCAUCUACUACACCUUCUCCGAGUCAGAUAGUGAAGAAAGCAGAGAGUUUGAUGGAGACGUGCCAUUGGGUUUUAUCCAGCACAAUGCAACCUAUUUUGGGAAAAUCUCCAGGGAAAGGAUAGACUUGGAGAACCAGGUGUUUGGAAGGCAGGACACGGAUGAAGAUUUGAACUUGAGCAAAGGUCAGGAAACCAAUGAGGUCUAUGAAAGAGCAGAAACAAUUGACUGUGAGCCAAAACUGAAGGGCAAACAACCCCAAGAUUCAAACGUAACCAGGUCUACUUACCAGACAGACCAUGACGACAGAGACUUGGAGCCCAGGUUCACCUCCAGGGAAUUCCUUUCGGAAAAUGCCAUCACGGACAAGCUGCUGGACAAAGCCUCGGACUCCAAGGAGUUGGUGCUCAACAUGACCAUGAACAGCAUCUUUGCCCAGGGAGACCAAAUCAACUCUGUGGGGUCACACAUUGACAGCCUCUAUGUGGACUACGAGGACGCUGAUGGCAUUGUGACCUACAGCAUCAAUAACACCUACAUGGAGCUGAGCAAAGCUGUCAACACGUCUGCAGAGACACCGUUCUCAAAUGCCACUGUCACCAUGACCAGCCCUCAAGGGAACAGAACCCACAAAGCAAGAAACAGAUUGAAGUUGUUAAGAAAGGGCCAAGGUGUGAGUGCUGCUGACAUGUACAGGUGGAAGCUUUCCUCCCAUGAACCCUGCAGCUCUACAUGUACCACAGGAGUGAUGUCCACAUAUGCGAUGUGUGUUCGCUAUGAUGGGAUCGAAGUGGAUGAUACGUACUGUGAUGCCAUGACCCGUCCCGAGCCCGUCCAUGAGUUCUGUGCUGGGAGAGAGUGCCAGCCAAGGUGGGAGACGAGCAGCUGGAGCGAGUGUUCCCGCACCUGCGGGGAGGGAUACCAGUUCCGCAUCGUCCGCUGCUGGAAGAUGAUCUCCCCGGGGUUCGACAGCUCCGUCUACAGCGACCUCUGCGAGUCGGCAGACAUCACCCGGCCGGACGAGCGCAAGGUCUGCAAGAACCCGGCCUGCGGGCCCCAGUGGGAGAUGUCGGAGUGGUCCGAGUGCUCGGCGCGGUGCGGAGAGAGGAGUGUGGUGACCCGGGACAUCCGCUGCUCGGAGGAGGAGAAGCUGUGCGAUGCCAGCGCCCGCCCCCUGGCCGAGAAGAACUGCACCGGGCCCCCCUGCGACCGGCAGUGGACUGUGUCCGACUGGGGACCGUGCAGCGGCGGCUGCGGGCAGGGCAGGAUGAUCCGGCACGUGUACUGCAAAACCAGCGACGGGCGGGUGGUGCCCGAGUCACAGUGCAACCUGGAGACCAAGCCCCUGGCCAUCCACCCCUGCGGGGACAAGAACUGCCCCUCACACUGGCUGGCACAGGACUGGGAGCGGUGCAACACUACGUGUGGGCGGGGUGUGAAGAAGAGGAUCGUGCACUGCCUGGAGAUUGUCAACGGGAAGAUCAAGACCCGCAACCCCGCCGACUGCGACGUCUCCAAGAAGCCGGUGGAGGAGACGACCUGCUUUGAGCGGCCGUGCUUCAAGUGGUACACGACCCCCUGGUCGGAGUGUACAAAAACCUGUGGCAUUGGUGUGAGGAUGCGGGACGUGAAGUGCUACCAAGGGAAGGACAUCGUCCGGGGCUGUGACCCGUUGGUGAAGCCUGUGGGCAAACAGACCUGUGACCUCCAGCCCUGCCCCACGGAGCCCCCAGACGACAGCUGCCAGGACCAGGCAGGAACCAACUGUGCUUUGGCCAUCAAAGUCAACCUCUGCAGCCACUGGUACUACAGCAAAGCCUGUUGCCGCUCCUGCCGCGCGCCCCACUCCUAGUGCCUGGCAGCACCUCCCUCAGCCAGGGCUCUGGAAACCAGUUAGUAAGCACUACACAUCCCACAGACCGGUGUCAAGGGUGCUUUUGGGUUGGUUUGGUUGUUUUUCUGUUGUUGUCCCACCGAUGCAGAACUACUGUCCUUGUCCCUCUCCCACCCGGAGGAGCAGGGCUGGCACGGCUGGGUGGCAGAGCCCUCCCCGCUGCACGUUGGUAGCCCCUGUUAUCAGAGCUGUACAUAACGUCGUGUAUAUUUGAUUCCCCUGAACCACAGACAUGUGCACAUGGUUCUUGGCCUUUGGUUUCUUUCCUUGGUGCAAGUUUGGGGAUGAGGAGGGGAAGGUGUGAACUCUGAAGUGCAGGUUUCCCUUCUCAAAGAGGGGGUUAGUGCCCCUUUCCUAAUUUAUCCCCGAGCCCUGCACUCUCCUUAGCUGCAUCUAACAUGGUGGGAACCUGAUUUUUGUUUGCUAAAUAAACUCAAGCCCAAGCCCUUUUUUUUUUUUUUUUUUGUAAUAUGUAGGUGUAUACUUUUUCAGAGAAUUUUAUCUUAUAAUCAAACAUUAGUUCCAUAGCCCUUAUGACCCCCCCCGUAAUGCUGACAUAUUGUAUAUAAUAUGAAACCAUAACUGCACUUUAUAUCACAAAAAAGACAUGCUCUUUUUUAAUAUAUUUGUUUACAGACAGUGAACUUUAUCCAUAUAAUCAUUAAUUUGUACUCAUAUGUAUAUUUUAACAAAG